AUGCGUUCCACUCAAUAUAUUCGCAGGCAGCUGGCAGAGCUGCCCAGUUCUGGGCACGGCCGCGUGGGAGUUUUUGUUGGUGGUACCAGCGGAAUUGGAGAGGCCACAGCGCGAGAGUUUGUUCGAUACUCUAUCAGUCCACGAGUUUACCUGCUAGGAAGGAGUCAAGAGCAGGCGGAUCGCAUAAAAGACGAGUUUCGCACUCUGAACCCCACGAGCGAUGUCCGAUUUCUACAGUGCGACGUUUCGCAGCUACGUAAUGUAGACAAACUCUGUGAGCAGAUCAAAGCACAAGAGAAAAGUGUCAAUCUCCUGUUCCUCAGCGCCGGCAUAUUUCACUUUAGAGGGAGGGAAGAAACGAAAGAAGGUCUCGACCGAAAGCUAGCUCUCGAUUGUUACUCCCGACUGCGAUUCGCAGAAAAUCUGCUUCCUCUUCUUCGGCAUGCUUCCCCAGGACCAAGUGACCAACGAGGUGAUGGCGCAAUACCAGCAUGCGCUCGAGUCAUAACAGUCCUUGGUGGAGGUAAUGAAAAGCCAGUUGACGUAGAAGAUCUUGCGGUGGAACGGAAUUAUACUGUUAAAGCGGCCACCAACCAUGCAGUCACCAUGACCACCCUCUACUUCCAACGCCUAUCUGCUGCCCCUCCGAAUUCCGGUGUAGCAUUCAUUCAUACAUCACCAGGGAUGGUAAAGACAAACGGAGAUCGCGAACUGGCUGCCCUUGUGAGGUCAGCAGUGACUUUCGUGUCCUGGGCAUUUCGGCCCUGGGUCUCGACGGCACAGGAAUCUGGAGAGCAGCAUCUCUGGGCUGCAGCAAGUGAUACAUUCAACGGUGGAAGACUGUAUCUGCUUGGUCGAAACAAUGAAUUCCUUGAUAAUUCUCAGGUGCUGCAAAGGCUCAAUGACGAGGGAGUGUCGACAAGAGUAUGGGACCACGUCAGAGAGGUUUUUGACCGGUGUUGUGAUAGUACAGACAAGACAACAUAA
Molecule: messenger RNA, 987 nt
Organism: Fusarium odoratissimum NRRL 54006
Lineage: Eukaryota; Fungi; Ascomycota; Sordariomycetes; Hypocreales; Nectriaceae
Exons: 3
Coding region: 1-987 (328 amino acids)
Biological process (GO): secondary metabolic process
Source: RefSeq, a predicted model, not a curated record